GGGCGACGGGCGGGGCCAGCUCGCCGCUGCCAGGCCGCUGGCGCCGGGGAGGUCCGCGGGGUCGAAUCCCAGCCAGCCCUGGGGCUGCGGCACGCGGCAGCGAGGGCGCCCGCCCCGCGGAGCGCUUGGUCCCCACGUGGGCCGAGCCGGAGGCUGAGUCCGGGCUGGACUCGGACAGGGCUGCUGAACCGGGUCUGCCCUCCUCAGGGGGGCUCGGACGGGACGCCUAAGGGGUGCCUGGGCCACGGGCCACCAGAUAUGGGGACACGAAGAUUGGGCAGAAGUUGAACGCCCCGGGAGGAAGAGAGGGCAGGACGGCGCAGUCCGCCUUCGUCCCAGAAGUGCUGGAAUUCCCACCCGUCACUCCCCUUUCGCCCGGGUAAAUACUCUGAGGCUAGAGCCCUGGCGGCCUGACACUCUGCAGGGCCCAGCUCACCACCAGUGUCCUUAUUCCAGGCCGUGAGCACCAAGGAGCUGCCCUGCUUGACCUGGAACCAUCUGUCCGUCUUUCCACCUGUCUCUGCAUCUGUCCACCUCUCCACAGAGCUGAAGCUUGACUGCAGGGCAUCUGUAUAGAGUGAGAAAAGGACUAGAACAUGCUCUAACGAUCUCUGCAGCCAGACCCAGGAAGCUGCCAGCUGGGCCCAAACUCAAGCCACCCUCCCUCCUCUGCCCACCAUGGCCUCAGCUGACAAGAAUGGCGAGAGCGUCUCCUCUGUGUCCAGCAGCCGCCUGCAGAGCCGGAAGCCACCCAACCUGUCCAUCACCAUCCCGCCCCCCGAGACCUCAGCCCCCGGCGAGCAGGCCAGCCUGCUGCCUCAGAGGCCCAGGAAUCCGGCCUACUUGAAGAGCGUCAGCCUCCAGGAGCCACGGGGACGAUGGCAGGAGGGCAGCUCGGAGAAGCGCCCUGGCUUCCGCCGCCAAGCCUCCCUGUCCCAGAGCAUCCGCAAGGGCGCGGCACAGUGGUUCGGGGUCAGUGGCGACUGGGAGGCAAAGCGGCAGCACUGGCAGCGCAGGAGUCUGUACCACUGCAGCGCACGCUACGGCCGGCUCAAGGCCUCGUGCCAGAGGGACCUGGAGCUCCCCAGCCAGGAGGCGCCCUCCUUUCAGGGCGCUGAGUCUCCGAAGCCCUGCAAGAUGCCCAAGAUUGUGGAUCCGCUGGCCCGGGGACGAGCGUUCCGCCACCCGGACGAGGUGGACCGGCCCCACGCCCCACACCCACCGCUGACCCCGGGGGUCCUGUCCCUCACCUCCUUCACCAGCGUCCGCUCUGGCUAUUCCCACCUGCCCCGCCGCAAGAGGAUGUCUGUGGCCCACAUGAGCUUUCAAGCUGCUGCCGCCCUCCUCAAGGGGCGCUCAGUGCUGGAUGUCACAGGACAGCGGUGCCGGGUGGUCAAGCGCAGCUUUGCCUACCCCAGCUUCCUGGAGGAGGAUGCAGUUGACGGGGCAGACACAUUUGACUCCUCAUUUUUUAGUAAGGAAGAAAUGAGCUCCAUGCCCGAUGAUGUGUUUGAGUCCCCCCCACUCUCUGCCAGCUGCUUCCGGGGGAUCCCACACUCAGCCUCCCCAGUCUCCCCAGAGGGGGUGCAGAUCCCUCCGAAGGAAUAUGGCCGAGCCCCGGCCCCUGUGUCCAGGCGUGGCAAGCGCAUCGCCUCCACGGUGAAGCACUUUGCCUUCGACCGGAAGAAGCGGCACUAUGGCCUGGGCGUGGUGGGCAACUGGCUCAACCGCAGCUACCGCCACAGCAUCAGCAGUGCCGUGCAGCGCCAGCUCGAGAGCUUUGACAGCCACCGACCCUACUUCACCUACUGGCUGACCUUCGUCCACAUCAUCGUCACAUUGCUAGUGAUUUGCACGUAUGGUAUUGCACCGGUGGGCUUUGCCCAGCACGUCACCACCCAGCUGGUGCUCAGGAACAAAGGUGUGUAUGAGAGUGUGAAGUAUAUCCAGCAGGAGAACUUCUGGAUCGGCCCCAGCUCGAUUGACUUGAUUCACUUGGGAGCUAAGUUCUCACCCUGCAUCCGGAAGGACCGGCAGAUCGAGCAGCUGGUGCUGCGGGAGCGGCACCUGGAGAGGGACUCGGGCUGCUGCGUCCAGAACGACCACUCGGGCUGCAUCCAGACCCUGCGGAAGGACUGCUCGGAGACCUUGGCCACUUUUGUCAAGUGGCAGGAUGAUACGGGGCCCCCCAUGGACAAGUCUGAUGUGGGCCAGAAGCGGACUUCGGGGGCUGUGUGCCACCAGGACCCCAGGUGCAGUCCCAGGGUGACCUGGAGCUGGGCUCAGAAGAUGGGGUUGAGUAUCAGAACCUGUGAGGAGCCAGCCUCCAGCGGCGCUCACAUCUGGCCUGAUGACAUCACCAAGUGGCCUAUCUGCACAGAGCAGCCCAGGAGUAACCACACAGGCUUCCUGCACGUGGACUGCCAGAUCAGGGGCCGCCCAUGCUGCAUUGGCACCAAGGGCAGCUGCGAGAUCACCACUCGGGAAUACUGCGAGUUCAUGCAUGGCUACUUCCAUGAAGAGGCGACACUCUGUUCCCAGGUGCACUGCUUGGACAAGGUGUGUGGGCUGCUACCCUUCCUCAACCCCGAGGUCCCAGAUCAGUUCUACAGGCUCUGGCUGUCUCUGUUCCUCCACGCUGGCGUGGUCCACUGCCUCGUUUCUGUGGUCUUCCAAAUGACCAUCCUGAGGGACCUGGAGAAGCUGGCUGGCUGGCACCGCAUUGCCAUCAUCUUCGUCCUAAGCGGCAUCACCGGCAAUCUCGCUAGUGCCAUCUUCCUCCCGUAUCGGGCAGAGGUGGGCCCGGCCGGCUCGCAGUUCGGCCUCCUGGCGUGCCUCUUCGUGGAGCUCAUCCAGAGCUGGCAGCUGCUAGAGCGGCCCUGGAAGGCCUUCCUCAACCUCUCGGCCAUCGUGCUCUUCCUGUUCGUCUGCGGCCUCCUGCCCUGGAUCGACAACAUCGCCCACAUCUUUGGCUUCCUCAGCGGCCUGCUGCUGGCCUUCGCCUUCCUGCCCUACAUCACCUUUGGCACCAGCGACAUGUACCGCAAGCGUGCCCUCAUCCUGGUGUCACUGCUGGUCUUCACCGGCCUCUUCGCCUCGCUGGUCAUCUGGCUGUACGUGUACCCCAUCAACUGGCCCUGGAUUGAGCACCUCACCUGCUUCCCCUUCACCGGCCACUUCUGCGAGAAGUAUGAGCUGGACCAGGUGCUACACUGACCAGACCACCGCCCGGCAGGGACGGGCGCAGCGGCUCCAUGAGGCGCUGCCUCUGUGGGGACCCUGCCUGGGCGGGCUGCCUGUCUAGAUACCCCACCCCGGCCCCCUGCACCAGGGGGGCUGACUCUGCAGAGUUGGCCAUAAAGGCAGGUUCCUGGGGGCAGUGAGGCCCCUUCCUCAGGCCUGUGUGCCCUGGCCCAGGCUGGGAGACGCUCCGAGCACAUGCUGCUCCGCAGCUUGGGGCCCCGACUCUGACCGCUCCCUUCCUCCCAUGCUGUCGGGACCAGCUCCUGGGGAUGGGCUUUUCACCGAGGCCUCGGGCCGCUGCCCAUCGCCCACCGCAGCCUCUGCUGGCGCCGAUCUCUCCCCACCAUUACUGUGAGCAUGCCUCACCCAGGACAUGGCCGGGGUUCCCACUAGGUUCCCACCCCGGCCUCAGCCAGGCCACCCUUCCUGUUCUCCCCUCUCUGCCCUACAGCACGGAGCUCAUCAGCGGCCUGGUGAGCCUGCCCAUAAUGCUCCAGACUAGACAUUACGGAGAGGCUCUGGCUGUGGUCCGGGGCAGAGGAGCAAGGAGACAGCUGGACGUGUUGUCAGCAACAGGCCCUGCCCCUCCGAGCCCUACCCGGCCCUCCCUCCGAGUCAGUGUCCUGCCCCGUGGGCCAGGCUCUGGUGACAGCCGGCCCACCACGCCUGCCUCACUCCCAUCCAAAUGAGCGGCCACCCCGAGGCCCGGUUUUAUAUUAUGUUUUAUAUUAUGGUCCUAAUUUUUAAAAGUAACGCUAACUUUGUAUAGAUGAUGUCUCAAAUGUAUUAAAUGAAUAUUCUUUA
Molecule: messenger RNA, 4047 nt
Organism: Manis pentadactyla (Chinese pangolin)
Lineage: Eukaryota; Metazoa; Chordata; Mammalia; Pholidota; Manidae
Gene: RHBDF2
Product: rhomboid 5 homolog 2
Exons: 20
Coding region: 679-3216 (845 amino acids)
Biological process (GO): regulation of protein secretion; regulation of epidermal growth factor receptor signaling pathway
Cellular component (GO): endoplasmic reticulum membrane
Molecular function (GO): serine-type endopeptidase activity
Source: RefSeq, a predicted model, not a curated record